GUCCGAUUGCACAACUCAACAAACUGUUAUUUUUGUUUACGUUUACACUUUAGGAGACUUCUGCAAUUUGAAAAUGGUAAGUUUCAGUCGAUGGAACGUUUCAGUAUUUAUUUGUUUAUUCAAGUGGCCCAGUUUUUAGUAUGUCUAUAAACUGAUCGUUUAGCUGUGCACUGAAUCUUUUCAGUUUAUAGUUUCUCAAUCCUUUCCAGAACGAAGCUAGUUUACCACAUAUAGUUAAGUGAGUGUUAUUUGUUUGUUUUCUAUCGAAAUCCAGUGGAUAAAAGGAAACACGUACAUGUUCCUUUUUAACAAACUCAUCAAGUAAGUGUACACUACAGUAUGAUUGAAGCGAAAUUCUUGUUUUUUUUUUCCAGCCCAAGGAAGGGAAAUCAAAAGUUCAUUGUAAAAAAGUGGUUCAUCCUAAUUCUAGAAAAGCUGUGAAGCUGGCACGACAGGCUCACAGGGAUGAAAAACUACAAAGGUGAAAAACCCUGCAUUUUGUAUGAGAGAGAGGUGAUAUUGUGAUAUUAAUGCAUCAGUCAAUUCCAGCUGCGCCCAACCCCACCCCACCCCCAGGCUGACCCCCGGGCAUUAGCAAUUUUUUGGCCUUGGAUGGCAAAUUCCCUGGGGGUGGGGACUCUUGAGCUGUUAAAUCCCCCCGGGUGGGGACAAAAAAAGAGGGCAAAUGCCCCGUCCUUCGUCAACACUGUAACAUUUUUCAUUGAUUGCACAGUCGAAUAAUGCCGUUUUAGGCAUUUUAAUGUACGAUUUUUUGUUUCAAUCAACGUCUUCCUUUGUAAUAGCGCUAGGAUUCUAAUGAAGACUUCACGCUGCGAUGACAUGCACCAGUGGGCUGGGCACAGCUGGAAUUGACUGAUGCAUAAUGACCAAAUAAUACCACUAGAUUUAGGUAAAGAGAUUCUAUUCUAUAGAAAAGAAAAUUGAUAAAUUAAGGGUAAAAUUCGGACAAACAACAUGGCCUUGAGACAGCGACAUGAGACAGAUGAAAUGGUGACAAGUAAGACAAAGAGGGUUAUAACUGAGCCAAUGACAGAAGUGAAUGCAUAGUAAAAUACUGACAAAGACAUUGCUUCCUCCUCAAUACAGAAUGAAAAGUUUUUUGAAAUGUGUAGUUCCAGAAAAUAUCCAAAACAAACGUGCCUCCACAGAAGACAACUGGAAAUUCCAAUGGGGUAAGUGGGUUCUCAGUAAGGCAGGAAUUUCCAAGGGAAUGGAGGAUUUUAGGAAUCUCUACUUCGAGAGGGUGAAGGAAGAAAAGGAAAUUGAAAGUAAUGCAUGACGGAUCUAUAGCAUGAAAUAAUGUUUUCUUUUUUUGAAUGGAAAUUUGAGCUCCUGUCCAUUGAGAUGAAGUUAACGUAAUUAGCUUUAAUGAUUCUGUUUUUGUUUAUAAAAGAGAGUUAUUAUUCAUUCAAAAUAUUUCCCCGAUUCUGAUUGGCUAAAAGCACACAUUUAAUACACCAUAACCAGUUACUGAUGACCAAAUUUGGAAGAAUUUUGUGUUUAACGAGGAAAUGAUGUCAAAAAUGCAGCGUUCGUGCAAGUUAAGGCAUCGUUAACCGAGAAGACCUGGGGAUGAGGUUGAGUUGUUCGGGUUUGUGUAAACAAAAAUGGCGGUCGUUUCACUCAUUUCAAGAGUAAGAACUAGGCGAAAAAAUAGCUAAAGACAUGGCAAGAACAGCAAGAAGACAACUCGAAGGGUGACAUCUGCUAUUUGGGGAAUAUUUGCGGAGCUAGACAAACCUAAACGUGCACAAUGGAAGAUGAACUUAACAUCGAUGGAUCGAUGGAGGUAAGCAUGUUUUAGCCAUGUUUUUAAACUAGGAAUUAUUUUGAAUGAAUAAUAAAACAAUUAUUGAAUUCAGCUUUGGUAUCAUAUGAAGAAUAUUAUUAUGGAGAUCUCGGAGGGUGUUAUCCGCCUUGGCCUACGGCCUCGACAGAUAACACCCUCCUCGAUCUCCAUAAUUCUUCAUAAGAUACUCAGCCUCGUUCAUUAAUUGUUAAUUUAUAACCAUAUGAGAGUUCCACGUCCGCUUGGUACUCGGGCACAUUCAGUUUUUUCCACCAUUAAUAAAUAAAUUUAAUCUGUACUUAACCCUCAUAACAAAACAGCAAAAUCUCUCAAAAAACUUAGUAAGUUUUUGGUAUUACUUCUUGUCAGAAAGGUGACAUUAUAAAGUUCCCUCAUGUUUCAUUUCCUGCGUUCACUCAUUGUCAGCAUUAUCUUCAUUGCUUACUUCACCAGUAACAUUGAGUUUGCUUGAGCAGUCCAUGUUUGGAAGAAGAAAAGGAAGAAGACUUAAUUUUUAAAGGGUUUUUAAUGAGGGGGAAAUUCCUGGGUGGAGGGCUGGUGAUAAAAGAUCCCAUUGGAGUGAAAUUCUGGAGUGGUGCAGGGAUGUAAACCAAAAUGUCUUCUGUGGGGGAGGGGCGGGGGUGGAGUAUGGAUAUUUUCUGGAACCAUACAAUUCAGACUAGGAACUUAUAGGGUUUGUCUCUUGCUGGACAUCAACUUCUGAAAUUUUGUAAUGACUAUCUCUUAACUGUACCCAUUUGAUUUAUGUAAACUAUGUUUUACUGCUUUAUAGAAAAAAAGCGGAGAGAAAUUACCUUCUUCAAAUCAAAGGUAUUUGUCCCUCUGUAUAUCUACUUGAGGUGACUCGACCCAGUUUUUUUGGGGGGGUACCAUCCUAGUUUGAAGCUCUCUGGUAUCCCCACCUUUACUUUUAUCGUAAGUCUAACACAUAGAAUGGAUAACAUAUAGAUCAAUCUACAAUGAUUAUAACAUAAAAUUUUUGGCAAUCAGAGUAAAUGUCACGUGGUUAUAAUGCCACGCCCUUUUGAGGUCUGAGUCGAAAAUCUGCUUUUGCCGGCAUUUUUUCGUGAAAAUCUCUCGGCUACACAUAGUUCGCAUUAGUGCCUUGCGCUGAACAGAGUUUCACCAAAAUCGCAAAGAUCCAAUUCGAGAAAUUCAGCGGUUUCCAAAUUUAGGUCAUAAUUUAUGCGAAAAUGAUAAGCAAACUUUACACGGAUUAUAUCUAAUAAACUAGGAGAUUCAUCCCUUUAUUUUGGGCAUUGUUAUAACAGAUGGGUCCUUGCAGGUCAGCAAAACGCCUUAGGGCCUUGUAAAUGCGCGCGAUUUCGAGCAAAGCAAACAUAUAGAAAUUAUAGUUUUCGCUAUUUGUUGACGUUUGUUAGCGUUUAAGAGUCCUUCUCACGAAAAAAGUAUUUUCUUAAAAAUUCGUAGGUUUUUUUCCUUCAAAUUUUUUCAGGGCCACAAUUGAUUAACUAACUACCCGGACUCUGAAUUUCAUGGUCAUUGAAAAACUGUGACAUUAUCGUCUAUAAGCCCAAACUUGAGUAAACAUUGAAGAUUUUUAGCGUUUUGGCUGAGUUUGUGCUUUGGAAGUUGUCUAUUGUUUCUAGUCAGUCAUGAUACAGCAUUCUUGCUCAGCACGCGUGCAAUGACCGCGCUUGGCUGACUUCCAAAUGCUCACCGAGAUAUUCCCGUCACGAGUUGGUUUAAUUAUUGGCUUGCAUUAAACCUAUGAAAAAAUGAUAUUUUUGUAAUAGUAAGUAGAUUUAUGGCUGAGUUUGUGCUUUGGGAGUUGUCUAUUGUUUCUAGUCUGUCAUUAUACAGCAUUCUUGUUCAGCACGCGUGCAAUGACCACGCUUGGCUGACUUCCAAAUGCUCACCGAGUAGUACAAGAAAAUAGAAGGGAUUCCCGUCACGAGUUCGUUUAAUUACUUGCAUUAAACCUAUGAAAAAAUGAUAUUUUUUAAAUAGUAAGUAGAUUUAGUGUGUAGCACUUCUUGAUUUUUUUGCAAAGGCACAAGAAGCACGAGAAUCGAUUAAAAAAUGUGAGUUAAACCUCUAUGUAUCACGCGAUGACCUGUCUCACUGUACCAAAAUUAUCAUAUCUCGGUGAGCAUUCGGAAGUCAGCCAAGCGUGGUCAUUGCACGCGUGCUGAACAAGAAUGCUGUAUAAUGACAGACUAAAGCUUUUUGCUGACUUGCAAGGACCCAUCUGUUAUAACGAUGCCCAAAAUAAAGGGAUAAGUCUCAUACUUUAUUAGAUAUAAUCGUGUAAAGUUUACUUAUCAUUUUCGCAUAAAUUAUGACCUAAAUUUGGAAACCGCUGAAUUUCUCGAAUUGGGUCUUUGCGAUUUUAGUGAAACUCUGUUCAGCGCAAGGCACUAAUGCGCACUAUGAGUAGCUGAGAGAUUUUCACGAAAAAAUGCCGGCAAAAGCAGAUUUUCGACUCAGACCUCAAAGGGGCGUGGCAUUAUAACCUUGGACAUUUACUCCGAUCGCCAAAAAUUUUAUGUUAUUUGUAGAUUGAUCUAUAUGUUAUCCAUUCUAUGUGUUAGACUUACGAUAAAAGCUAACGGUGGGGAUACCAGAGAGCUUCAAAGUAGGAUGGUACCCCCCUAAAAAAACUGGGUCGAGUCACCUUAACUGCCCUUGAUCCUUUUUUAAGUUUUUAGACUACUGUAACUUACUUAAUAGACCCAUUAUUACUGCAGAGAUAAUACUUAUUAUGUUAGAGGAAGGAGAAUGCUUAAUAUCUAGUCCCCCAGGUAGCAUUCUGGAUUCUAUAUGAUUUCACGGUUGUUGCCAUCUUGGACUGGCUGGCACAUUUUGCCUUCAUCUCAUGUGUUCAGUUUUUCUUGCCUGGGAACUGGUAUCUAUUUUUAUAACACUCAUUCACAGAUGAAACAUUGGUGAGUUUGUGAAUAUCUUGAGCAUCGUAGUCAGUGUUUGACCUGCUAUUACUUACAUGUACUUUGCUUAGAGGUUUGGCAAACUGUAAAAUGUAAAAAAUACAGGACGUUCUUGCAUUUUUAAGGAAAAAUGAAAUAGUAAAUAUGCAUUGUAAAAAAAGUGGGAGGAUCAACAAUAACACUGAGAAAGAUAGCUGCUGAUAUUCAUAUUGAUAAAAGUGUUUGAUUUUGAUUUCUCAAUCUUACAAGCCCAUCAAGUUUUGCACCCCCCUAUGACUACCUCUCACUACCCGCCUCCCCCGCCUCCCCCAUCAAAACCACUCUCCUAAUUUGCAAUAAAAGUAUUGUCAAACUAGAUUAUCUUGCUCUCUUUGUAGCUGGAGAAAAGUUUAGAUGGUUUUAUGAGAACGUAGAAGAGGAAAAGACACAAUAUUCUUGUUAUGAAGUGUGUGAGCUUAUUGAAAGGUGGGUAUUUUGUUGUACAUUUUUCUUGGACUAUCAAAAAAAAACAAUAAUAGAUGUCAAUUAUUUUUAUUCAAAGGAAAAAAUGAAAGACACCCUUGGGUAAUAGUAUUAUGCUAAUCAAGACUGGUGCCAAUUUUUAAAUUUAUUGUAAUUUGCCUUUUGUAAAAAUUAUGAUUGGAAAAAAGAAUAACAGUUAAAUAGUUAAACUAGUGUGGUGGUAUCAAUAAAAGCUGACUAGCAAUGGUGUAAAGAUGUGAACUUAAACCGGUGCCUUUUUGGACUUAAUUUGCACCUUUAUGCAUUAAAUUAACAUUGUUCCAAAUGCUUGCCUUCUUUGGCUUACUGUAACACCUACAGCAUCUCGACCAGGCCAUCAGAAUGGGCUGUGGAGGGCUGGUUUACCUCCUAUAAACAGAUUUUGGUUUUUAUAGAGUAAUAUUUAAAAUCUCUUGCACUUUCUUACUUGCUUGUAUCACUGAGAUGAGAUCUGAAUUGGCAAACACUGAAUGCUGCAAUCUUUCUAGAGUGUAAAUAAUGACCUGUUUGCUCUGAGACACUGUUUGUAACUUGCAAGUCAUUUUCUGGGUUACUUAACAUUUACAUGGUAAAAGUGUUUCUGUUUUUUCAGAUAUUUGCACAGAUUUGACCAAGAACUUGAGCAAAUUAAUGAACAGAACAGUAUGAAGGGAAGACAAGGCAGGGUUCAUGCAUCAAGGGAAGAUGCACUAAAAAAUAUUAUUGAACGUGAAAGAGAACUUUAUAAUGCUAAUGGAAUUGGUGAGCAUGUGCAACUUUUUAAAAUUUAUUAGUUGUUUUAAUUUUUCAUUAACUAUUUAAUGACAUGUAUUGAAAUCCAAAUUCUCCUCCCUUGACUUUACUGUAUGCUUGUUAUGGAGGGUGAAAUCAGGAACAAAGGAAGUACACCGAUAAUGUAAAAAAUCAACUGAAGAAAUUUAUCUUGAGUGAUCCCGCCUUUGAUUUGACUAACCUCUGUAAUUGACUCUUAGCCCAAAAGAUUGUUUAUAUUAAUUACUUUUUCGCACCAAAUUUAGUUUUUGGAGGGCUUAUUAAGACGGAGAUUUUUGGAAUGCAUGGAAGAUUUAGAAGAAGUUAAGUUAAUUAACUAUCCUUAUGUAAAGUUAAGCAUAUGUAUCAGAAACGUUACAUUGAAAAAUCAUUCGACGCUUCCAGUCUCAAUGAAUUAGCAAAUGAACGCAGCACAUUGGAAGCAAAAAAGAAAGUUUUGAACGCAAAGGUUGACUUAAAAAUGUUUUUUUUGUCUGCAGAACUUCCAGAUCUCACAUCUUCUAAAACACUAUCUCAGUUUAGGUAAGCCUAUGGAGUUUAUGUGACGUUAGUUUGAGUUUUAUGCGAGGAACAUUCGGUUUUGGCCGUAUGUGAAGCUAGAUGAGACACAAACUUUAGAUCUUGGAUUCCAGAAAGUGCAUGCUUUUGAAUCACGUCAAAACACUUCCGCUUCUCAGAGGCUUUCGCUUCUCAUUAGCUUUCAAAACUGCACAGUAAAAGUACAAUGAUUUUGUCGUUAGUUAUCCCAGCCCUUCAGAAGUUUUUGUGUUUUGUUGAACGAUGUUUUUAGUGGGUAGUAGUGGUGUUAAAAUUUUGUUUGUUCGUUUGUUUAGCUUGGUUUUCGUAGUAGUUGAAAAAGUUUUUUGCUUUUGUUGGUUUACUUGCCCUUAAACAGUCAUUUCCUCUGAAAACAAUAUUGCCCACCUAAAAAAAAAGACUUAUACGACUUGUGAAGCUGAAUCUGUCGAUUUCAGUACAGUGGAACCUGACGGAACCACUGUAAUUAGUUUCUGUAUUACUUAAUCAGGCCAUGUUAUUUAUGUCUCAGUAGUCCAAAAUCAUUAGUAGACCUUUCAUUGGAACCAAAUACCAAAGAAAUAAAACAGGACAUUAGCAUCGUCAAUCUAAACGUCUCUAACUUAGUUUGAACUUACACAAAGCGGUCAUUCAGAUUCUGCAGACCGGUUCCGCGGAAACACUGAAAAGUUGAUCAUUUAUACAUUAGAAUACUUAAUCACAAACAGUACCCUGCAUAACUCAUUUCAGUGUUGCCAAUAUCGUCAGAAAUUAACUUUAUCUUUUCCCGUCUAUUGUAACAAUGUGACCAUCGACAUGCUGUCAUAUGAAGAUUUUUCGAUAAACGUCAGAAAAAGCAAACCUUAGUACUGCACACAGUUGGCAAGGAAGUGUCCGUAUUAACAAGGUUAACUUUCCAUAAGAAUCUCUUGAUUGGCCGAUUAGAGAAAAGUGUCCUUUUUUGGCAUUAACCGGUGUCCGUAUUAAACGGGUUGAAUUUAAAGAAAACCUUUCGUUAUAAUGAGGUGUCCGUAUUAUGCAUCAGUCAAUUCCACCUGCUCCCAGCCCCUCCCCCCCCGCCCCCCGCCCGUGAGACCCGGUGAACCAUUCUCCCUGCUUGGAUCACAGUGUGUUGGACCUUUGCAUAAGGAACGGACCCUCAGGUGGGGCGGCGUGGAAUGGCGGCACUUACCCUGUCUUUUUGUUCUUCGCAUGUGUUUGUUUUAAUUAGAUAAACUACUAAAUUGAACNAAUUGUAGAGGGUUGUAAAGGCAUGUUCUCGAUUUUACAUGUAUGUAUGCAUUUCUUCAUUGCUUAUCAAGCCAGAAUUACGUAGCGAAUUUGGAGCUAUCGAUGUGAAUCAAAGUUUUUUGGUUAUUGAAUCAAAUUUCUGUUGAUAUUAUUUGAAGAACAUCUUUUCAUAUUUAUAAAACUAUUCACAACAUAUAACUUUACAGCGCUCUAUUAAUUUUAAUGUCAAUAAUUUUAUACUAAUACUAAAACCAUAAACUGGUGCAUGUCGUGGCGGCGUGAAGUCUUAAUUAGAAUCCUUGCGCUAUUACAAAGGAAGACGUUAAUUAAACCAAAAAAAUCGCACAUUAAAAUGCUUAAAACGGCACUAUUUGACUGUGCGAUCAAUGAAAAAUGUUGCAGUGUUGACGGAGGACGGAGCAUUUGCCCUCUUUUUUCGUCCCCACCCCGGGGAAUUUGACAGCUCAAGAUUCCCCACCCCUGGGAAUUUGCCAUCCAAGGCAAAAAAAAUGCUAAUGCCCGGGGGUCAGCCCGGGGGGGGCCUGGGCGCAGGUGGAAUUGACUGAUGCAUUAAGGAGGUGUUCGUGAGCGGGAUUCCUUAUUGAACUGUUCAGCCCACCCACAGCUCUACAACGAAGAUUUUAACCAGUUUUAUUUUGCUUUCAGAGACUGGGAUUGCGAUGUAGCCAGCCUCAAGCUGAUGAAAAUGCGAAAAUUUAACUCAUCUCUAUUAAACAAAAAACAGGACACAAAGAGUAUGAACAUUGGCAACGACGAUACGGAUGAAAAAGAGAUUAUUAGUGAAAGAAAAUAAAAUGGCGUC
This is a messenger RNA of Porites evermanni, 8602 nucleotides long. The record is from the annotation of a GenBank genome assembly. Lineage: Eukaryota; Metazoa; Cnidaria; Anthozoa; Scleractinia; Poritidae.